AUGAGUGGUAUCGAUUACUUCGCUUUGUUUGCUUCCCUCGGUCCUUGCCUAGCAGUUUCUUGUGUGCCAGAUGCGGCUUUAGUGCACCUGCUGUUGGAACAGAGGGCGGAGGUAGAAGUGACAGGCCGAGAAGGAGAGACGCCUGUCCACCUGGCCAGCUUGAUGGGUCAUGCCAAAGUGCUGGAUUUGCUUUUAGAGGCAAGUGCUUCGCCAAACAUCUUGGCAAUUGAUGGCAAAGGGGCCCUAUCCCACGCCUGCUAUCGUGGCCAUUUGGAGGUAGUGCAGAGCCUGCUGCUAUACAAGGCUGUAGACCGGCCAGAUGCUGGGCAGCGGCGAGGUUUGCACUGGGCCGCGCAGCAUGGACAUGAGGCAAUCCUUGAUAUUUUGCUGCCAUCAUCAAUCAAUGCCCAGGAUGCUGUAGGCGCCACUGCCUUGAGCUUGGCAGCUCAGCGAGGCCAUCUGGAGGUGGUGAGGCAGCUUGUCGAGGCGAAUGCAGAGUUGGACCUUCAAGGCUGUGAUGGGGAGACUGCCCUGAUGCUUGCAUCGUUGAAUGGUCACUUGGAGGUGGUGCAGUACUUGGUCCAGGCGAAUGCAGACCUGAUGAUUACUGCCAAGGAUGGCUUCGAUGCGUUGAGGCUUGCUGCAGAGGCCGAGCAACUUGAGGUGAUGCAGCAGCUGCUCUUGCUGGGUGCAGAGGUGCCUCCCGAAGGACUGCUACUGCCCCAGGAUGCUUCAUGUAGUGAAGACCUGGUCUUGACGAAAAGCUUGGCGAAGCAGCUGCUGGUGGAGCGGGCAGUGGCUGGCGAUGAUGCCUUGGCAAGGCAAUGGGGCUUCAAUGGAAAUGGACAACAGCUGUUGGACGCUGUCUCCCGUGCUGGAUGUGAAGUGCCCCAGGCCAAGUCUGCACUGUCUGGAAAGAAUCCCAGAACAUUGACCGACUUCACAAGCAGCGCUAGCGUUGGUACUGAAGUGAAGAGCCAAAAAGAGCAGGGGGAGAAUCCCUGGACAUUGGUCUGGAUUUCGGAUCAGGCUUUCAAACCAACAGCCGUCUCCUUAAAGACCCAACUGGAAAGCUUGGGUUGCCAGGUGAAAGGCUACAAGACCAACAAGAAUGCAGCAAGGGCAUUGGACAAGAAACGCGGCCUUGUUCGAACCGUUGUCAUGGUCACAGCGGCGGAGGCUUUGCCUUUCUUGCAGUAUUUGAGCUCCAGGCCCGAGUUGGCCUCCACUCCAGUGGUCGUGGAGGCGACCCGUGGAUAUGGGUCCAUCCCGAAGAGUCCUUCCGUACAGGUGUGCGAGAGUUUCGAUGCAGCAGCAAAGGCAGUCUGGACUGUGGCACACGAACCAGGCUUCGGCUGA
This is a messenger RNA of Durusdinium trenchii, 1359 nucleotides long. Lineage: Eukaryota; Dinophyceae; Suessiales; Symbiodiniaceae. The record is from the annotation of a GenBank genome assembly.